AUGACGGUGUUGAGGUCCCGGGAGAUUGUUCCAAAAGUUGAAUUACAAGCUCAAGCAAAUAACAAGGAUGCUGUUAUGUUAAUGGAGCCUCAGACUCCCGCAAAAAGUCUGGAUGGCUUGAACCACCUCUCAACCGCCAGGACUCUUACUGUGAGCCCUGAAUCUGCAGCUCCAGAAGCUGUUGGGUCCAGAUCUGGGUCAGGGUCAGGGUCUGGAAAUCUUUUGAGGCGGUGUAGUCUUCGUUUGGCAUCUAAGAUGGACUCUGGACUGACUGGAGGUGUGGAGAAUGUAGAAGAAAGUGUUAGAAGUAGUUAUAGAAAGAGGAAGAUAUCUAUUGCUGAAACAAAUUUGGGUGAUAGGCUUAAUUUGGGAAGUUCAGCUACUCUGGAGAGUCGGAUGAACAGAAAUCGGAAGAGGAAGAAUGGUGUAGAAACUGAGCUAUCCCGUUCUGCUAGGAAGGAUCAGGACCACAAGGAGAAUAAAAUUUUGUAUUUGCGGUCAGGGAAGAAAGUUAUUAAAAGUGAAGUGAAUUCUAGUAAUGUUGAUGCUUCUUUAGGAGGCGAUGGAAUCUUUGAUGAUAAGUCCGUUUCUGGUAAUGAAUCUAGGAUUAUUGCUGAUGGCUCUGGUGAAAAUGCUGUUCUGAUGAAUGAUUUUAAAGCAAAUGCUGGAGCGGCUGAGAAUGUUUGUAGUAGCAGAGGAAAUGACAAAGUCAAAGUAGUCGAGAAAGAUUCCCUCAGUAGCAGCAUUGGUAACGGGAAGUUGAAUUCAGCUGCCAGAGAAGCUGAUAGAAAUACAACUGUAAGAGUGUCGGGUCUUGAUGCCAGAAAUUCUAAGAGGAAGGAUAAAGGGGAGGAAAAAGUGGUUGAAAAUGGUUCCCAAUCUAGCUCUAGAAAUGCAGUCGAUUUUAAGCAUUUAAAUGAUGCAGAAAAUGAAAGUAGUGCUUCUGGUGAUCUUUCUCCUUCUGCAGCUGCACCAUCCCUGAGCACAGAGCAAAUGAAUGUAAGGGAACGAUUUCGUAAUAUAGCCAGGAAAAAUGCAUCUCGAUUUGCACAUUUCUCCUCCGAAAAUGAUGUGGAUAACCAUGGUAAUGACGCUCCUCGCAGAGACAUUCUAUCAUCUGCUACUAGUGGAGAAGCAGAGGACUGGCCUGGCCCUUUUUCAACUGCCAUGAAGAUUAGUAAGGAUCAGCGGAGUAUCUCCCGUGGCAAAAAAAGUGUUGCACCAGUGACGUGGGUGCCCAAGAAGGCUACGAAAGGAAAUUUUCCCAAGCAAUCUGUUCCUUUGCUGCAGGAUUUAUGUGUGGCAAUUCUUGUAAAGCAUGCUGAUGCAAUUACUUCACUUAACUGUGUUCCCGAUGUUAUGAGGCACAAGCUUUCUCAUUUGCUUUCUGAUUCUCGGAGAAUGGAUAGUCAUUUCUUGCGCCUGCUAGUGGAUGGAUCUCCCACAGAGAUUCGUGUUAGGGAUUGUUCCUGGUUAUCUGAGGAGAUAUUCAAAAAUGCAUUUGAAGGGUGUGAUCUCAGUAAUUUGACAGUGCUACAGCUUGACCUAUGUGGGAGAUGUUUGGCAGACUAUGUUAUAUCAGAGUCUUUAGCUUGCUCAGCGAAUAGCCUACCUGCAUUAACUACGAUUUCUUUUAAGGCUGCCUAUCGCCUUUCUGAUAUCGGGCUUAGUGCACUGGUUUCUUCUGCACCUUCAUUAAGAUCUGUUGAUCUUAGCCAGUGUUCCCUGAUUACUUCCGAUGGUGUAUGCUGUAUGGCUGCUUCGCUAGGAUCAGCUUUGAGGGAGCUCCAUCUAGAUGAAUGCCAAGGGAUAGACGCGAUGCACAUUUUGCCAGCUUUGCAAAAUCUUCAAAAUUUGGAAGUCCUAUCAUUGUCUGGUUUGGAAACGGUGUCUGAUGAUUUUGUCCUUGAAUUCCUUCGUGCAAGAGGCCCCAGUAUCAAGGAGCUUGUUUUAUCAGAUUGCACGAGAUUGACAGAUUCUUCUGUGAGAGCUAUUGCAGAAAGUUGUCCGGAAUUAUGUGCAGUUGACCUCUCUAACUUAUGCAAGUUAACAGAUGCUGCAAUAGGGUACCUCGCAAACGGUUGUCGAGCAAUUCAAUAUCUUAAAUUGCGCCGCAAUUAUUUCAGUGAUGAAGCUGUUGCUGCGUAUCUCGAGACCUGUGGAAAUUCAUUGAGAGAACUUUCCCUCAGUAAUGUUGAACAGGUUGCUGAGUGCACUGCAACAUCACUUUCAAGACACUCUGCAAAUUUGAAUUAUUUGGAUCUAUCCUGGUGCCGCAAUUUGACGGAUGAAGCCCUGGGUUUGAUUGUCGAUAACUGUUCCUCUCUGAAAGUGCUCAAGGUGUUUGGCUGUUCUCAGAUAACUAAUGUGUUUCUAUCGGGCCACUCAAAUGAAGAAGUGCAGAUCAUUGGAUUAAAGAUGGAACCCAUUCUAAAGCAUUUUCAGGACCCUGUUAUAUCACACGGAGCCCUGCGUUAUUCGUCUGUGUGA
Messenger RNA from Oldenlandia corymbosa var. corymbosa, 2490 nucleotides. Lineage: Eukaryota; Viridiplantae; Streptophyta; Magnoliopsida; Gentianales; Rubiaceae. The record is from the annotation of a GenBank genome assembly.